GCACGCGCACGCCCUCGGCCUUGCCUAUUUUACGCGCCGGGGUCGGCGGCGGCGCGCGGGGCAAAUGGAGUGGGUUCUCGCGGAAGCGUUGCUCGGGCUGAGCCGGGACCCCCGGGUCCUGCUCCGGACGCUGUGCCAAGGGGAGGCGUCCGCGGAGCGCGUGGAGACGCUGCACUUUCUCCUGCAGCGGCUGGAGGACGAGGCGGCUCGCGGCGGCGGGGACGCGCUCCCGGAGGCCGCGCGCGAGGUCGCCGCCGGGUACCUGGUGCCGCUGCUGCGCCGCCUGCGCACCUGCCCCGCGGGGGCCCCGGACGCAGACCCGCCGGCCCGGCCCCGCCGGCGCCUGCUGAGGGCGGCGGGCGCGGCCCUGCGGACCUGCGCGCGCCUCGCGGGGGGCCCGCCGCUGGCGGCCACGCUGGCCGAGGAGGCGCUGCGCGACCUGCGGGCCGCGGGGGCCGUGCCCGGCCUCGAGGGGGGCGCCGAGGCGGCCGUGGAGGUGCUGGCGGCCGUGGGGCCCUGCCUGCGGCCCCGCGAGGACGGGCCGCUGCUGCAGCGCGUGGCGGAGGCCGCGCUGGCCCUGGCGCUGGCCGGCGACGGGGAGGCGGCGGCGCUGGCGGCCGGGCGGCUGCUGCCGGCGCUGGGCCGGGGCGGCGGGGCGGCGCUGCGGGCCGUGUGGGGCGGGCUGGUGGCGCCCUCGGGGCCGGGCCGCGUGGGCCCGCGGCUGCAGGUGCUGAGCGCCCUGGCCGAGCGGCUGCUGCCCGCGCCCGGCGAGCGCGAGGCGGGCCCGGACGCGCGGCGCUGCGCGCGGUUCUGGCGGACGGUGCAGGCGGGGCUGGCGGACGCCGAGGACGCGCUGACCCGCAAGCAGGCGCGGUACCUGCUGCAGCGGGCGGCGGAGGUGUCGGCCGAGCAGGGCGUCCCUUGCACCUGCGGCUCCGGGGAAGCUAACGGCCCAAGUCUGUUUUGGUGGUCUGGGGAAAAAAAAGAAGAGCUUCUCAAGUUUUGGGAAAACUACAUUUUAAUAAUGGAAACUCUAGAAGGAAAUCAGAUACAUGUGAUAAAGCCAGUUUUGCCAAAGCUAAACAGCCUGUUUGAAUAUGCGGUGUCAGAGGAAACCGGACGGUGGCUCCUGCACCCCUCCUGGCACCUGUGUGUCUACAAAAGAAUGUUGGAAAGCGAGAACAAAACCCUGGCCAAGGAAGGGGUUACCCAUUUCUUGCAGCUCUAUGAAACGAAGGUGCUUCCGUUUUCACCGGAGCUUUCGGAGUUUAUUAUUGGACCAUUAAUGGACGCACUUUCAGAGAGCUCUCUCUAUGGCAGGUCGCCGGGCCAGCAGAUAGGAAGUGGGUCUCCACUGGGAUUGAAACUACAGAGAUUUUUAGCUGCUUAUGUUUCUCUUCUUCCAGAAGAACUAAAGAGUAGUUUUUUGUUAAAAUGGAUUCAGAAGAUGUCGAGUAGACAUUGGUGUGCUGUUCCCAUUUUGUUUCUGUCUAAGGCUUUGGCCAGCGUCCCGAGAUGCAAAGCCCUGGGUCUGGAAGGCCUCCUGGCCCUCAGGGGCGUCCUCCAGUGCACCAUGGCCACACACCAGAUCCUGCUGCGCGGGGCCGCCCAGUGCCAUCUGCUCCACGCGGCCAUGAACCUGGUCGACGUGGAGGAAGUGUCGCUGUCCGACAUCUCUGCGUUUCUUAUGUCUCUGAGACAGGAGGAGUCCCUGGGCCGGGGAACGGCACUGUGGACAGAGCUCUGUGACUGGUUGCGUGUUAAUGAAAGCUGUUUUGGACGACCCUCAACUUGUGGCUCCCUUGGACUUCAGGAGACGUGCUCUUUAAACGCUUACGUCAAGAGCCUCGUUCAAGAGUAUAUCACGUCACCUGCUUGGGAAACAGGAGAAAACGGCCGGAUGCCGGACUGGGCGGAAGCCAAGCUGGUUGCUCUGAUGGUCUUACUGGCUGUGGACGUGGAAGGAAGAAAGGUCCAACACAGUGAGAGGCAGAGGACACAGAACGUGCUGAGGCUAUUCCUAGAGCCCCUCCUGGACGCCCUCACCAAGUUGGGUUCGAACGCCUACCUGCCCCUGCGGAAGACGGACAGGUGCCUGCAGGCGCUGGUGACGCUGCUGCGCACGUGCUCGCCGAAGGGCGCCAGUGCCCGCGAUGAUGAGGUGUCUCCUCUCCUUCAGGACUUGGUCGCGUCCGCCACAGAGAGCAUCUCCAACUUCCUCCUCCGGAGACUCACUAUGAAUGAACUGAGCAGUGUUGCAGACCUGGAUCGCUGCCACCUGUACCUGCAGGUCUUCGCUGAGCUGGCGGGCCUCCCUGGGAAGUGGGGGGAGCGAGGCAGCCCCAUCCUGAGAAUCAUUGCUCCUUUGAGGAACGCAUCCAUCCGGCACCUGCAGGACACGGACAGCGGGCUGGUGCCCACGCUCGGGAGGCAGGUGCAGAGGGCGGUCAGCAUGGCCGCCUUGGCCGCGGUGUGUGAGGUGUGUGCGGCCCUCGACCAGACGCCGGAGCUGCAGCUGGACCCUCCGGAUGCUGGGCCCCCGGAGCAGCUCCUCGCCGCCCUCCCGCUCGGUCAGAGGCUGCAGAAGCCGCAGCCGGAGGAGCAGAGCAGUCUUCCGGAAGAACCGUCGUCUUCCCCGGGCUGGGGCCGGAUAGCUGCGCAGUACGUCCACGACCAGUGGGUCUGCCUCUCCUUCCUGCUGAGGACGCACCGCGCCCUUCCCCCCACCUCGGAGGGCGCGCUCCUGGACCCCGUGCCGCCCCCCCUUCAGACGCCAGCGCGGACCCUGCAGGCUGCGCUCGCCGCCCUCACGGUCCUCCCCUCCGAUCGCGUUUUGCCUGUGUUUCGCUGCAUGAAACUGCUGGUUCCCCAGCUUCUGGCCUCCUCUGAGCCAGUCUGCAUAGAGGCCUUCGACAUGGCUUGGAAAAUUAUAUCGACUCUAAGCAACACUCAGCUGGUGUUCUGGUCCAACUUAAAAGCUUUUGUUCAGUUUGUUUUUGAUACCAAAGUUCUUACCAUUGCUGCAAAAAUCAAGGGCCAGGCAUAUUUCAAAAUAAAAGAGAUUAUGCACCAGAUGAUUGAAAUGUCGGCUGUAAAAACCGGCGUCUUCAAUAUGCUGAUAACUCACUGCUGCCAGUCGUGGGGAGUUCCUGCUCCAGGGGUGUCCCAGGGGUCUUUUUCAAAUGCUGCCGAUUACAGCGAGCUGCUCCUGGAGGCUUGUGUGUUUGGAACUGUGUUUAGGCGGGAUCAGAGACUCAUUCAGGACGUACAGACCUUUAUUGAAAAUCUUGGACAUGAUUGUGCGGCAAAUGUUGUUAUUGAAAAUACCAAAAGAGAGGACCACUAUGUCAGAGUUUGUGCUGUCAAAUUCCUGUGCUUGUUAGAUGACUCCAGUGCGUCCCAUAAGGCAUUUAUGGAAGACCUUGCCAUCAAGCUGUUAGAGAAAGAGGCACUGGUGUCCUCGUCCAGGACGCGAUGCUACGCGAACUCCCAGCAGCACCGAGUGCAAAACCGAGUGUGGCAGACCCUGCUGGUGCUUUUCCCCCGCUUCGACCAGAAUUUCUUGAAUAGAAUCAUUGACAAGAUCUUUCAGGCUGGCUUCAUCAACAGCCAAGCGUCCAUCAAGUAUUACAUUGAGUGGAUUAUUAUACUGAUUCUGCACAAAUUUCCUCAGUUUCUUCCGAAGUUCUGGGAUUGUUUUUCUUGUGGUGAAGAACACCUUAAAACGAGCAUUUGUACGUUCUUAUCGGUUUUGUCACAUUUGGACAUCAUUAUUCAAAACCUUCCAGAAAAGAGGCUGGCUCUGAAGCAGGCCCUGGUCAUCGCGCUGCAGUGGGGCUUCAGCCACAACUUCAGUGUCCGCCUGUACGCGCUGGUGGCGCUGAACAAAGCCUGGGGCAUGUGUAAGACGCUGCGGAUGGGGGAGCUGGACGCUCUGGCGUCCGUGAUCGAGUCCAGCCUCAGUCAGGUGGAGAGCACGCCGGGAGCAGGGAACGCCAAGAGGAACUGGCAGCGCAUCCAAGACCAUUUCUUCUUUGCAGCGUUUCACCCGCUUCAGGACUACUGCCUGGAGAACUUGGACGUCUCAGCUGCUGUGCACACUGACCUACUUCGGUGGGCCACUAACACCCCGCCCUUUAAAAAGGACAGCUCUGCGCUGUGGUGGUCGUCACAGGACAUGAGCUGCUUUCCGUGACGCCACAGCAGACAUUGCCCAGGGUUUUCAGAUACUUCACCCGCUGUGCUGUGUCCUCGUGCGCAGGCGCACGCCUGCCUCCUCCUGCGGGGUUUAGUGCCUCUUAGGUCACGUCCACCUGCCCACCUGCUACUGUGUUCCCGCAGGAGUAAGUCCUUGCUUUCCUUUCCUGCCUUGGACGGCCUCCCCCUCGUGUGGUGUAUUUCACUCCCACUCCCAGUAGGAACCCUAACUCUGUGUCAGACUCCGUCUCGUACAUGUGUAGCCAUAUUGGACCCUAACUCUGUGUCAGACUCCGUCUCGUACAUGUGUAGCCAUAUUGGUACCCGCUUACUAUCUAGUUGCAAUCAUGAUGCUAAUUUAAAUGUACACAGAUGUUGCAUGAAGAAAACCAUAUUCAUUCUAAAGACUUUUAUGAAGACUUGCAUGUUGAUCUAAACUUACUGUUUCAUUUUAAACUUGCCUAUUACCUGUGCUUCCGCUCCUCCUGGCCUUUGACCUUUGGCGAUUCCCUGGUUCUCAGUUCUAAUAGGUAAGAAAAAGAAAGGACUGUUUACGUGAUGACUCAACUGUUUCCACUGCGCAGUUUACAAACACUUUCCAUGAGCUGUUUUACCCCAUUUUAGCCACACUUUUCCAAAUGAGGAGGUGGGAGCCAAGGGAGGCUGAAUGGCUUAGCUGGUGGCAGUGAAAGGGAGGAUUUGGCACCAAGAGAGCUUGACCUGUUGCUUAUGGAGAAGGUGGUGGUCAGUCAACAGCACGUGUCCACACGCUGCCCAGCACCAGCACUGACUCCAGACGCUCUGCCUCGUGCAGAGCCGUGGCUGUUAGCGCAUUAGGGACGCGUGUGCGAGACCUGCUGCUCGCCAGGUUCUGAGAAAAGCCGGUCAGACACAUAGGCAGUUGCUACAAGACAGAAGGUAGGUAAUUUGACCGGAUAGCAUAGUUUGGGAAAAUACAUUAGUAAGAAUAGGCUAUACUUUAAACAGUUAUGUAUUUCUUUGCUCUUUUUAUGUUUUUAAGGGGG
Molecule: messenger RNA, 5222 nt
Organism: Myotis myotis
Lineage: Eukaryota; Metazoa; Chordata; Mammalia; Chiroptera; Vespertilionidae
Gene: TARBP1
Product: TAR (HIV-1) RNA binding protein 1
Exons: 26
Coding region: 65-4195 (1376 amino acids)
Biological process (GO): tRNA methylation
Molecular function (GO): tRNA (guanine) methyltransferase activity; RNA binding
Source: RefSeq, a predicted model, not a curated record